Messenger RNA from Octopus sinensis (East Asian common octopus), 891 nucleotides. Its product is annotated as uridine diphosphate glucose pyrophosphatase NUDT14. Lineage: Eukaryota; Metazoa; Mollusca; Cephalopoda; Octopoda; Octopodidae. Gene Ontology annotation, molecular function: metal ion binding; UDP-sugar diphosphatase activity. The coding region runs from base 209 to 841 and encodes 210 amino acids. The record is from RefSeq and is a predicted model, not a curated record. The transcript has 5 exons. Gene Ontology annotation, biological process: nucleoside phosphate metabolic process; ribose phosphate metabolic process.
AAUAGUGUUCGAAAGCGAUGGGGGAGGGGCCAAAUGACCUUUGUGUGGAGAGUUAUUGCACCCAGAGUUGGGAGAGUGGCAUAACUCCCGGAAAGCGAGUGAAAAGAGAAAGUGAAAUGAAUUGUGAGACGAAGAGAUAAAAGCGAAAGGAACGAACUGACUAAUCUCAGUUUUCCAAGAAAGCGACGGCGCCAGAAGUCAAUUACAAAUGGAGAACAUUAGCGACGUGACCGUGUCGACAUUCGACAAAUCCAGAUAUAUUAAACCCGUCAGGUUACAUUACAAACAGAAUAACCGAGAGAAAGUCAUAGAUGUUUUAAAAGAACAUGAUAGUGUCUGUGUCUUGUUGUUCAACCGGCAGCGACAAGUUUUGUUGUUUGUCAAGCAAUUCCGUCCUGUCAUAUACAUGAACCGAAGUUGCAUGCAUGAAGAGAAAGGAGUUCAGAAGAUUGACACCUCAAAGUACACUGGUGAACUAGGAAUAACGACCGAAUUGUGUGCUGGCAUAGUAGACAAAAAUAUCUCCUUACAGGAAGUGGUCCAGGCAGAGAUCCUUGAAGAAUGUGGAUACGAAGUGCCUUUGGAUAAUAUUGAAAGAGUUGUGUCCUACAGAGGGGGUGUCAGCACUACAGGUGCACUCGUUACCUUUUUCUAUGCUGAGAUCGAUGACAAAAUGAGGGUCAGCAAGGGUGGAGGGGUUCCAGAGGAAGGAGAAAUGAUUGAACUUUUGGAAGUCCCUGUGAAAAACGCUAAAGCGUUUGUGAUGGAUGAAUCUGAGCCUAAACCUGGUGGCUUACAUUUUGCGAUAUAUUGGUUUUUUGAUACAAAAUGGAAGGAGUGAAAUAUGUAUAUAUGCACUAUAUAAUUAAACAUAUUUGCAUAUUUUAUGAA